Messenger RNA from Eriocheir sinensis (Chinese mitten crab), 677 nucleotides. It is a transcript of the gene sta, whose product is annotated as 40S ribosomal protein SA-like. The record is from RefSeq and is a predicted model, not a curated record. The transcript has 4 exons. Bases 93 to 662 code for a protein of 189 amino acids. Gene Ontology annotation, molecular function: structural constituent of ribosome. NCBI's taxonomy places the organism in Eukaryota, Metazoa, Arthropoda, Malacostraca, Decapoda, Varunidae. Gene Ontology annotation, biological process: ribosomal small subunit assembly; cytoplasmic translation. Gene Ontology annotation, cellular component: cytosolic small ribosomal subunit; ribosome; 90S preribosome.
UGUUUACUAAUGUAGCGCAGUUUGGUAACGCCCCGUUGGUAACACUGCUGCCUUCUUCAUGCGUGUCUCCAGUCGACCGCUCAGCCGCCAUCAUGUCUGGAGGCCUUAGUGUGAUGAGCCUUGAGGAGAAUGAUGUGACCCGCUUCCUGGCUGCGGGCACUCAUCUCGGGGCCAAUAAUGUCAACUUCCAGAUGGAGCAGUAUGUCUACAAGCGCCGCCAAGAUGGUGUUUAUAUCAUCCACCUGCGCAAGACUUAUGAGAAGAUUCUGCUGGCUGCCCGAGCUAUUGCAGCCAUAGAAAAUCCUGCAGAUGUCUAUGUGAUCUCCUCACGCCCCAUGGGACAGCGUGCUGUGCUGAAGUUUGCAAGGUACACUGGUGCCACACCCAUUGCUGGCCGCUUCACCCCUGGAGCCUUCACUAACCAAAUUCAGGCUGCCUUCCGUGAGCCCCGUCUGCUAGUGGUUACUGACCCUGCCUCUGACCAUCAGCCCAUCACAGAAGCAUCAUAUGUCAACAUCCCUGUCAUUGGCUUCUGCAACACUGACUCUCCUCUGCGUUAUGUGGAUGUUGCAAUUCCUUGCAACAACAAGGUAAGGGAAUUUAGUAGAGUUAAGGAGGUCUUAUCAGUUUAUAUGUAUUUUUUACAUAUUGGGUUAAAGUAAUGAAGCAUAUACCAG